Messenger RNA from Triplophysa rosa, 5010 nucleotides. It is a transcript of the gene olfm4.1, whose product is annotated as olfactomedin 4, tandem duplicate 1. NCBI's taxonomy places the organism in Eukaryota, Metazoa, Chordata, Actinopteri, Cypriniformes, Nemacheilidae. Gene Ontology annotation, biological process: signal transduction. The coding region runs from base 3518 to 4885 and encodes 455 amino acids. The record is from RefSeq and is a predicted model, not a curated record. The transcript is spliced from 6 exons.
GGCUUUAAUAUCUCAAUAAGUUGCCAUCAUUUUAAUAGUUUUUUAUAAUUAUAAUGAUUUACACUGUUAUUAAAUUUAUAUUUACAUUUAGUCAUUUAGCAGACGCUUUUAUCCAAAGCGACUUACAAAGAGUUUAAGGAGCAAUAAGCGAUAUGUCAUACAGGAGCAAUAAUGCAAUAGGUGCUAAUACAAAGUCACUAGUUUCAACAAAAGCCAGAACAAUACCUGUUGAGAGAAAGAGAGAUGGUUAGUGUUAUUAUUGCAUAAUGUUUCAUAUUUUCGGUUAGUGUAAAAAGCAUUGCUGCCUUGGGCGAGUGAAAAGAUGUUAAAUUAUUGCAUAAAUGGGGACAGCGCCAUCUAUGUGCAUGAUGUGAUUUAGCGUGUGGAGUCGGGACCGCCCACUGUGGGUGAUACUGUAAAAUUUGGUAUCGAUCGGACAGCAAGUAAAUGCAGGGCCAGUAUUGCCAAUAUCGAUGCCGAUACCAAUACUUUUACAUUUUAGAAGCAUUCACUUGAACUUACACUUAAUUCCUGUAGAUGAAAUGUCAUGAUUUAUCAGAUGAAUGCAUCAUUAAUAUGCUAAAUCUGAAUACAUUUUCAUGACCACUAAAAUAUUUUGUGAUUUGUGUUCUUAAUGUACCUGUAGGCUAAUUAAUCAUGUAGAUGUUAAAACACGGGACAUAAUUUAAACCAAAUAAAUAUAUUUAUUUAUUACUGUAAUAGUAUUUGCAAACAUGAACUUUGCACCAAAUUAUUACUGGAAAAUAGUAACAAUAACAGAUUAACAGAACAGAAAAACGAUAUUUAACAAAACAAUUUCUCCCUAUCCCAGUACUACUACUUCUCUAGCUUUAAAAAAAAACAAAGUGCACAAAAUUAAAUAAUUAAUAUGUAGAAAUGGUUUAUUCCCUUACUGAAUCCGUGAAACCCUAUUUACACACACUGUCUCCAUUGUGCAGACUGCCCAGGCAACACCGUCACACGGGCUAUUUGUACUCAGUGUAAAUAAACACUCCGUAAAUGAAAAUGUUUUAUCAAAAAUAAAUAUAAUACAUUUUAUAAAUGUGUCUAUUCACUAAUAUCCAUUGAAAACAUUAAUAGCGUUGCUGUUUUUGUUUUGUUACAAUGACAACACAAGUCAUGACGUCACGGCGUUAGUGAACGUCAAGUGUCACGAGCGGUCUUGUCCAAAUGGCAAAAACGAACAUUAAUGUCGUCAUGCAGGACUUCAGCAGCGUCAACCCAGAAAGAAAGAAAGGACACUUUCGGAGUUUUGCAUGCAGGCCAGCAGUAAUUUCCCGUUGGCGUCCCAGAUCUCCCUGCUCUCUUCACCCCGGCAUCUCUUCACCAACGACCAUCUGUUUUGGCAAGAAUCAGCCGGCGGGUCGAGGCUUCCCCCCGUUGCACGCACUCCCUUCAAGGGUCAGAAUCUCCCGGACUGGGUCUACUUCAGUAUCUUCUUCUGGGUCGAGUCCUCUCCCCGCGGACUCACGUGGUUCCUGUGGGCCGUUCUAGUCAGAUUCUCCCGAAGUGGUUUCUCUCUCCCUUGGUUCCCGUGGCUGAGACCGGUGUCCCGUGGUGGAGAUUAUUGUUGAACUUUCAAUAAAGCCUUCUAUUUAUUCCCGCAAUUGAGUCUCCGCUGUCUCUGUUCCCGCACAGUCAUGACAUAUAUAAGGAUGGUUAGUUUUUUUUCUAAAUUCUGACACUGCACUGUUCCUACAACCUGACCUAGCGCACCCAUCUUCUCACAUGUGUAAGUCUUUAAACUUAGGUUGCACGGUUUCCAUUCUGUCGUGUCUGUCUCUUUCCAUAGCUUUGAGUAUUGCUCUUUGCUGAUGAUUGUAACACCAACACUGUGUCGACUUCAAAUUCAUUAUCCAUGCCAUUCACUUUUAACCUCUGUGUGAUAGGAGCCACUUUAGGUAGAUCGUGUGAUACACAGUAUAUUGUGUUCAUGUCACUUGUAUCUUCUGACUCACUCACUUCCUCUUCUCUAACUAGAUGUGACUUCCUUCCUCUCCGCACUGUGUCCUCUGAACGGGUCUUUUUGUCCACUCGGCACCACUUUCUUGGAUUUUCGUGCUCUGUUAAUGUGUCCUCGCUUUCCACAUUUAUGACACAGUUCAAUUUAAAACUUACAUUUGUCGGGCGCAUGACUUCCUUUGCAUCUAUAACACACACAGUCUCUUCUCUGCCCUUUCGUGUCCGUGUCCCUUAUGUGUCCCCUUUAAUACCGCGUGGUUUAUAUACAUGUUAUGACUGAUUGGGCUGACAUUUAUGACACACCCACCAAACAAGACCAAACAUAUCUCAAACCUCGUUGCACACCGUUUUCAGGAAACAUGGCGUUCAAUCUGGAAACUGUAGCAAAACGUUGUUGACCGGUUUGAGCCUGAACGUGCACCUGGUAAUCCACAUGACAAACAGUGAAACAUCAAGAACUCACAAAACACAACUGAGACACAAGAGCUACACAGAGGGAAACAAGCUUAACAAGAAACACCUGGGGAACACUAAUUAACAUGGAAAAACUACAAAGGACUACAAAACAUGCCACAAGACAGGAAGUAAUAUGUACGUCGACAAUACACAGAGCAAGACUGGGUUGUCAUACACAAAAAACUAGUUAUUGAUAUACAGUAGAUUUACAUUUAAAGAUAUAUAUUUUUCUUAAUAUUAGCUAUUACAAUAUAAUAUAUAGUACAAUCAUUACUUGAUAGUAAACCUGUUUUGGUAACAGGGUUGACUGGUAGAGCUCAAGGUUAUUGUAGUUUACUAAAACUAUUGAAAUAUUUCUGUUAAUUGAAAUCUAAUAACAUUUUGGCCUAAAUAUGGCUUGUAAAACUUUUACAUUUAUAAUUUUCACUUACUUUAGUUAAGGCAGUCAAAUUAGUAACCAAACAUAAACAAUACCUAAACUAAAACUAAAACGAAAUUUAAUUUUAUUAUAACAAUAUAGUAAAUAACCAAAUAAAUAAAAUGACAAAAACACAUUGCUAAACAUAUAAUAAAAAUAUUAGUAAAUCUGAAAACAAAACUAUAGUAACUUUGAUAGAGCUAAAUGCUAAAACUUGUUGUUUAUUUAUAUUACAAGAUUAAUUUAUCUCACAUUUUAGGAGUCGCACAGAAAAUGGAACAGCCUUUUGGUCGUUCCACAAACUAUGACUUGAUGAUUUUAUAACUAUGUGAAUUUAAAUGUUGGAUACGAUACAGGAGCGAUGAGUUUGCACUGGUCAACAUCAUAAAUGGUAUUUUACACAAACCUCCAGGUAAUAUUUUACUGAUACGGCACAGACAGAACAUUAUUCUCUUUACUGUCUUUUUAUCUAAUGACAGCACAUGCUGACGUUCUACAUUAAUGACAUGAAGAUUAUGAGUCCAGCUCUGACAUGUGAAGGAUGUGAGUGUGUUUGAAGAUCACGAGCUGUCUGAGGGCGAUGCUGGGAAAGGUCCAGAUGUUCAGAUAUGAAGACGUUUAAAAGGUGGAGAGUCACGUUACUACAGAACAUCCCACACGAUGAUCUUCACACUGUUGUCCUGUCUUCUUCUGAGCUCUGCCGUCCACGCGGCACUGGACACCUGGACCAAUGGAACCAGCGACCCAAAUGAAGAAUGUGUUUGUGAGGCGUUCCUGCCCAACACCACGUUCCCAAUGGGAGAACUCGUCUCACUGGAGAACACGGUGGUGGAGAUCAACCACAAACUGGAGAUAGAGAUUAACAAGGUGGAAAGGUAUGAAGUUCAGCUACAGGUCUAUGUAGAGAAGAUAGUAAAUCUGACGGCGUUCAUCGUGUUGAUGGAGACCGAUCCAGACUCCUACAGUGAGCUCCAGAUAGAGGAGGUGAAGAUCAAGAUCAAACAGGUGGAGGCUCUCAUUGUGGAGCUGCAGGCGUCUAUACAAAUAACAUCUUCUGUGCUUAUAAGCAUACAACAACAGAUCACCAUUAUGAUCUCGGUGUUGACUCGUCUGGAGAUCACAUAUGACAAAAACCUCGUGUUGGUCACGCGUCGAGAAUACAUCAAACUUCAGCAGAAACUGGUGGAGUGCGAGAGACGGCACAACGAAAUCUUCAAUCCAAACAUCGGAGCCUGCAGUCACGGCGGAAUUAAACGAAUCAGUAAACCCAUCAUCAGUCAGCUGAACGCCAAUCUGAACGCAGGGUUCAAGUACGGAGGCUGGGGCAAAGACUCCAUCCCUCUGCCCGGAUCGGAGGAGAUGUACUGGUACGCCGGUUCUUCAGAUCUUCUGCUCAGCAGAAUCUCACUUUACGCCGACUAUUAUAAACUCAUCAUGAGACAAGCCCUCGGCACGCACGAGCUUUACGUCGCUAACAGAUACGACUAUAGAGGCAGCGGAAAUAAUUACAUCGUGCGAUCAAACGCUCUUUAUUACCAAUACAACAAUCCCUUCAGAAUGGCCAAAUACAACCUGACCAGCUCCACCGUCCAGACCAAAGUGGUUCCGGAAGCGACCAACAGAUUCUCGUACCAUUACUCCUCCAAUCAGAACCUGGACUUUGCAGCGGACGAGUCUGGACUGUGGGUGACUUACGCCACAGAAGCUUCCAAUGGUAAACUGGUGUUGGGGAAGAUCGAUGAAGACUCAUUUGAGCUCCAGCGGGUUUGGCACACCAGUGUUUUCAAACCAUCUGUCGGUAACGCGUUCAUGAUCUGCGGGGUUCUGUACGCCACUCGAUCGGUGGACUCUAAAACUGAAGAGAUCUUUUACACCUUUGACACUCGCACCGGACAGGAGAAACAUGUUAGUAUUCAGUUUGAGAAGUUUCAGGAUUUCUAUGUUUAUCUGGACUACAACCCCACGGAUCAGAAACUUUACAUGUACAACAACGGUUACUAUGUUAACUAUCAUCUUUGGUUUAACUGAGAUGAAGCAUUGUAAAAACCUGAGUGUGAAUUAUGAAUCAUCGUACAUUCAGCUCUUCUAAUAAAUACAGAGCAGCACAGAAUGUUUUCUAUUUCUGUUUCUCUAAUAAACUCUUCUAAGCAUUC